AUGAGUUCCUUCGGAAGUCCCGGGUCAGGCCCCUAUACAGGAAAACCCAUCCCACCGGAAAGGGGCAGCUUCCCCCUCGACCAUGAUGGCGAGUGCAAGGACGUGAUGCAGACCUACCUCAACUGCCUCAAGAAGGUGAAGGGCCACAAUGAUCCCGCCUGCCGCGAGCUGGCGAAGAACUACCUGACGUGUCGGAUGGACCGGAAUCUGAUGGCGAAGGACGAUUUCAAGAAUCUGGGCUUUGGCAACGAGAAGCCCAAGCCCGAGCCCAAGGAGCCGGAAAAGGGGGUCAAGGGCGAGCUGCACUGGUAG
This is a messenger RNA of Neoarthrinium moseri, 312 nucleotides long. RefSeq lists its product as uncharacterized. Gene Ontology annotation, cellular component: mitochondrial intermembrane space. The record is from RefSeq and is a predicted model, not a curated record. Gene Ontology annotation, biological process: mitochondrial respiratory chain complex IV assembly. The transcript has 3 exons. Lineage: Eukaryota; Fungi; Ascomycota; Sordariomycetes; Amphisphaeriales; Apiosporaceae. Bases 1 to 312 code for a protein of 103 amino acids.